Tauraco erythrolophus (red-crested turaco) is the source of this 642-nucleotide messenger RNA. It is a transcript of the gene SOST, whose product is annotated as sclerostin. Gene Ontology annotation, biological process: ossification; negative regulation of BMP signaling pathway; negative regulation of Wnt signaling pathway. The record is from RefSeq and is a predicted model, not a curated record. Gene Ontology annotation, molecular function: BMP binding. Lineage: Eukaryota; Metazoa; Chordata; Aves; Musophagiformes; Musophagidae.
AUGCAGAUCUCUUGGGCUGUGUGCUCUGUCUGUGUCUUAAUACAAAUUGCAUUUCGAUCUGUGGAAGGAUGGCAAGUGUUUAAAAAUGACGCUACAGAAAUCAUUCCUGAGGUCCCUGAAAAUACAGAAACACCAAUGGAGCAGACUUUCAGCAACAACAACACAAUGAACCAGGCAAAGCAUGGAGGAAGACACAUACAACAAGCCCCAGACCCUAACGAUGCUUCCGACCUUAGCUGCAGAGAAAUGCGAACCACCCGCUAUGUCACAGAAGGGCCUUGUCGCAGCGUCAAGCCUGUCAAGGAACUGGUCUGCUCUGGUCAGUGUGGCCCCUCACACCUCCUUCCCAACUCUAUUGGCAGAGGGAAGUGGUGGCGUCAGAAUGCUCUGGAUUAUCGCUGCAUUCCUGCUCACACUCGCACGCAGCGCAUCCAGAUGUCUUGUCCUGAGGAAGAGACUCGGACUUACAAAUUCCGAGCUGUCACAUCCUGCAAAUGCAAGCGCUACACUCGCUACCACAAUCAGUCUGAGCUGAAGGACUUUGGAAAGGAAACUGUCAGGCCUCAGAAGAACAAGAAGCCCCGUCUCUCCAGAGCCCGGAGCAGCAAAUCGAACCAGCAUGAGUUAGAAAAUGCUUAUUAG